Molecule: messenger RNA, 3331 nt
Organism: Megalops cyprinoides (Indo-Pacific tarpon)
Lineage: Eukaryota; Metazoa; Chordata; Actinopteri; Elopiformes; Megalopidae
Product: caspase-6-like
Exons: 8
Coding region: 32-943 (303 amino acids)
Biological process (GO): apoptotic process; proteolysis
Cellular component (GO): cytoplasm
Source: RefSeq, a predicted model, not a curated record
UACAAUACAAGUUUUUACAGGCCCGUCUGUCAUGGCUGACUCAGGAAAGCAAGACAUCCAGGGAACGGUUGACCAAGAUAGUAAACCGACGGGCCAGAUUACAUCAGCCGAAAGUGCAGGCAUCACAGAAGUAGAUGCCUAUUUUGGAGGAUAUGGUGCUCUGGACCCUGCUGAGGAGUACAAGAUGAGUCACAAGCGGAGAGGCCUGGCUCUGAUCUUUAACCAGCAGCACUUCUUCUGGGAGCUGCGCAUGCCCGACCGCCAUGGCACCAAUGCUGAUAAGUUCAACCUCACCAAGAGACUGCAGGAACUGAAUUUUGAAGUGCAGGCGUACGACGAUCUCAAAUUGAAAGAUAUCGUCCGUAUACUUCAGCAAGCUGCAGACGCCGAUCAUUCUGAUGCUGACUGCUUCGUGUGUGUGUUCCUGAGCCACGGAGAGAAUGACCACAUCUAUGCCUAUGAUGACAAGAUCAGUAUUCAGGAGAUCACUGCUCUUUACAAGGGAGACAAAUGCAGAAGCCUUGUGGGCAAGCCCAAGAUCUUUAUUAUCCAGGCAUGCCGCGGAGACAAACACGACAAUCCAGUCACUCCCAUGGACGUGGUGGACCAUGACGUGAAGACCAACGAGGUGGUGGUGGAUGCGGGCGUGGUCUACACCCUGCCUGCUGGGGCAGACUUCCUCAUGUGCUAUUCAGUGGCUGAAGGGUACUACUCUCACCGGGAGACCAUCAACGGCUCCUGGUACAUCCAGGACCUGUGUGAGCUCCUGCGGCAGUUCGGAGGGACGCUGGAGUUCGUCGAGCUGCUGACGCUGGUCAACAGGAAGGUGUCCAUGCGGCGGGUGGGGAACUGCUCUGACCGCAGCGCCAUCGGCAAGAAGCAGGUCCCCUGCUUUGCCUCCAUGCUCACCAAGAAACUCUUCUUCAGGCCCAAGAAAGUCUGACCUCUGCACUCAGCUUCCACUGUAGGCUCUCAGGGAUAGAGUUGUAAAAAUUUACAACAGCAUGAAUCAUUUUUUGUGGCGUUUUAUGGUGUGUAGCAGUCUUGUUUGACCAGUCUACUUGUCCUGGUCAGUGAGGAAAUUGGGUGUGGUGGAUUAUUGCUCCUUUUUCUGAACAUUGUCUGGCUGAUGUAGCAAAUAGAACUCUGUGUUAAAUUUGUUAGUGAAAGUGAAAGUAAAAGCACACGGUAAUUGAACUGUAUGUGGUUAGACUGACGGUUUGACAGGUAUGACUUUCACAAAACAUGAAUAUCCUAGUGCUGGUUUUGGCCAAUUAGCCAUAUUUAUGUUAGACUCCUGAAAAUGCCUACUUUUAUGUACAGUUGUUUGGAAAUCCAUAAAGUUUGGGAUAUUUAAUCUAGUCUCUACCUUAGGCCAAUCUGAAUUAAACUUGAAUUUGAGAGUUUAAAAUGGACAGUUUCAAAACUAAUUGAAAGGACCGUCUGUAAAUUUGUUUUGAGCACCAAUUUCAAGGUCUGCCCUCCAGCCCCAGUCAUGAUGAAAUGCUGACACUCUGGACGGCAAACCCUGAACUGGCAGCUUCUUGCCCAGAAUAUCUGAGAGAAAAGUAAUAGGAUCUCCUGCUUUUUAUAUGUACAAAGAAUACCGCACAUGAAGUGAGAUACAAUGCAGACGAUUUGCACUCAGUUAAAAUCGGCAGUGGUACAUCAUUAAGAUGAUCAUGUUUGUCUCAAUUAUGUAGCAACUAUCGUAAGAAAGGAUCUGGGAGAGUCAUGAAAAAAAAUAUUUAAAUUCAUGACAGCCGAUGGCUUUCAAGUGAGUUGAACUCAGCUUCCUUCAGGAGGGUCUGUGUAAUCAAUUUUUUAGAACAAAAAGGGAAUUUUUUUGGGUUGUUGUUUUUUUAAACUCCGUAACAUUCAUAAGAUGCCUGUUUGUCCAUUUGUGCUCUGUAACUGAGCAAACAGCCAAGCAAAGGAGGGCUCAUUAGGGGGUGGUGGCCACAGACAGCAGUAUGUGCUCUGCCGUUCCAAUGCCAGCUGACCCAGUAGAGCAUCUGCUACCUGAUCCCACGCUGCCUUUUAGCCUACUUGCAGUCUAAUGGGAGUACACAAUAAGACUAUAUGCAUUUUGUUGCUCAUCUCCAUUUCAGCACCUUGAUUCUCACCAACCUCUGCAAGGUCCUGUUUAAUGGUCAGAAAUUAAUGUACGGUAGAAUGCCAUGUUUUUAAUGUGAAGAAUCAUGGAUACUAAUUACUAAGAUUGUAUAAUACUAAAGAGGUUUGCACAAUGGCUUUAUAGGUGCUGAAUUCUCUGGUCUCCCUCAGGUUCAUGGUCUUGGUGUGAAAGCAAAUACAUUAACCUGGCCUCACACCACCUAAGCUAUGAAAUUUAUAGCUGGCUAGACACAAGUAAUGUUUACAACACUCAUGUCGCAACAACUGAACAACCUAGGUUUUGAGCUAUGCUGCACAAGUACAUUCUAUACAUGUUUUUAGAUAGCCAUUUCUUUUCUUUGACAUUCCAGGUAAUCUAGCUAGGUAGAGUUAGCUAAACACAAAAGGGAGAAUAAAAACUGCAUCGAAAACACUAAUUCCAAUAGCUAGUGAACCAAAGCAGUGGGCCGCUGUUUAAAAGUCAGUUUGUGCAUUCGCCUAUAUCUCUGCCUUGCCGCUCAACAAGCAGCAGGCUCUUGAGUGGCAAAAAUAAGUGGAAAACUAAAACACCAGAUCAAAGGAGUCCUCUUGUGAAAAAAAAUCUCACCAUGGCCUAUGGACAGAACUGUUCUCGAUGACACAGUACCUUUAGUGUCUGGCCUGAGGAAUGUGGAGGGUAAUCCUCUUAGUAUUGGACAAAAACUGACCAUAACCUGUUCUGUCUCUAGACUGGGAGCUGUGGUAUUUUGGGUUGGCUUCUCUUUUGUAAAUCACACCAGCAUGCUGAAUACCAUGUAAAGCCAUCUUUCUAGAGGGGUGUAAUUUUAUGAGAAUUGAAAACAUGUAAGAAUGCUCUUACAAUUGAGCAUUAAAACUAAAGAUAAACAAUGUGCCUUUUAAACUGUGGAUUUAACGACUACUGUGGGUCCUUCUGGUAGUAUAUCCCUCAUGUACUGUCCCUGCAUUAACAUAAUUGGAACAGCAGCAGAAAUAAGACCACCAUGUGCAGGACACAGCUGUAGCACUAAUAGAUGACUGCCCUACCUGGCUAGUGGGGACUAAAAAUCAUUAGCAAUAAGAACUGGAUUCACAUUCAAAUUCUGAAUACAGCUAUGACCAAGCUGUUUUCAUAUGCUUAUCAAUGCGUGCAGAGUAGUUGUAUACAUUUCUACUGUUGCGGGAUAAGAUUUCGCUCCAAAAAAGAAAUUUUUUUAUG